This is a messenger RNA of Anarrhichthys ocellatus (wolf-eel), 2199 nucleotides long. RefSeq names its product RING finger protein 122. Gene Ontology annotation, molecular function: zinc ion binding; ubiquitin protein ligase activity. The transcript has 7 exons. Gene Ontology annotation, cellular component: nucleus. Gene Ontology annotation, biological process: ubiquitin-dependent protein catabolic process. NCBI's taxonomy places the organism in Eukaryota, Metazoa, Chordata, Actinopteri, Perciformes, Anarhichadidae. The coding region runs from base 990 to 1457 and encodes 155 amino acids. The record is from RefSeq and is a predicted model, not a curated record.
GCUGGUCACAUGAGCAGAGAUCUGUUUACAAACCCAAGGCAGAGCAGAGCAGGAGCAAGGGAAGGAAGGGAAAGGCGAAUUGCAGGCUGUCUCUGAGCAACAUUUGGGAUUGAAAGAGGAAGAGGGGAAGCCUGCCCUGACAAAGCCAGCUGGAGGUGGGAGAGUCUGAAAACGACACACGCAGACACACUUCUGCACACACACCACCUUUGUCUCUGUUUUUUUUUCUGAAUAGAAGGAGCAGAUGGUUAGAGGGAGAGUAGGAUCCCCCCCUCCCUACACGCGCACACACACACACACACACACACACACACACACUAACUGACACACAAAACACAGGCUCACCAGCAAAACACCAUUCCCAGCUAGAGGACUGUUGCUGACUGCAUGGAGCCGUCCUCACUUUGUUUGGGCUUUGAGGAAAGCAGCACAUCUUUGCCUUCCACACUGAGGAGGAAUACCCGCUGCAAGAUCAGAGGACUGGAGGAGGAGACAACAGAGGAGUGGGGGAUGAGACUUGUGAAAAUCCUCUGUUAAAAGAAGCAGCUUUGGGAGGAAGACAAAACACAGACUAAUGCCAGAUAAUUACCUUCAUUGGACGAGCAUUCUCAGUUUGAGCGGUGGAUGUCAUUGAAUUUGGUGAGGGGACAACACUGCAGACACAAAGUCUAGAGGCCCAUUCCUGCUGGAAAUGAGCCCAUGAGAUCUUCGCUCCCGGUCCAAACCCCAGUCUUAAAUCUCCCAAUCCUUACACGGACUGGUUAAUCCAGAUUUGGGGAAUGCUGGGCAGUACAGACUGCUGAGCCAACAAAACUGAAAAUCUCGAUUUGUUGUUUUUUGAGAAGCUGACACAACCCAACAAAAGAGCGAUCCAGCUGAGAGGGACUCGAUCCAGGCUGUCCGUAGCUUCGGCCCACGAGCUUGGCUCCUCUCCAGCCUUCUCCUGACGGGGCCUUGAUUUACUGCUGCUGCUCUGGGAGUUCAAUUUCAUGCAACCAUUCCAAUGGUGUAACGGAUGCCUGUGUGGUUUGGGUUCUCAGCGCUCUGAACACUACUGCAGCAUGACGUCUGACAUGUAUCACCUCCCGCUCAAUGUGUUCGUCAUCGUCCUGGGCAUCGGCCUCUUCGUCUUCAUGCUCAGCCUCAUCUUCUGCUGCUACCUUUUCAGGUUGAAACAACAAGGAACAAGGGAGCAGUUCAGCUACAAUGAGGUGGUGCUGAAGGGCACAAGCAAGAAACUGAGCCUUCUAGGACAAACCUGCGCGGUGUGUCUGGAAGAAUUCAGGACCAGAGAUGAGCUGGGAGUUUGCCCGUGCUCACAUGCAUUUCACAAGAAGUGCCUGCUGAAGUGGCUGGAGAUCCGCAGCGUGUGCCCCAUGUGUAACAAACCCAUCCUCCGGCUCCACACAGACGCUCCCCAGGGCGCCGAGAGUCCACUGGACCCGGAGGAGGUGUGAGGGAGCCGGGAGAGACGAAACAGGACUCCCUUUACAGAAAAACACACACAUUAAAUACACUAGGGAUGAUGGGCGGCGGUCAUCUUAAAGACAUCUCACAAGAAAUGUUGACAGUGAGCCCAAAUGGCUCGCCCUGCUGCUGACCUUUGAGCAAUAUGCCUUCAUGGGAAUUUGAUAUUGACAGCGCCAAAAUGAUCUGGUCAGAUCAGUUAGGGAGUGGGUGGAUGAAUAGGAUCUUUUCAUUAAAAACAAAAUAAAAACGCUCCUAGUUCUACUUCCAUAUUGCACCAAAAAACAUGUCAGGCAAAGGGAGCCACAUUAGAGAGCAGGAUAUCAUUGCCGCUGUCACUGCCAGAGACAAACUACACUACAGGCAGUGAGCGGGACAUCAGGAUCAGUUUGGAUGCCUCUCAUAUCUCAGGGGUGUCACCAAUACAGCCAGCACAAACCAUGUCAGUCACCCUAUAACCCUGUGCCACACAUGCAUCUUCAAUACUGCCAACGUAGGUGAAACGCUCCAGAGGUCAGAGGUUAGCCACGACCUCCAGCUGAGACCAAGACCAGCGGGAUUACAACCACGACGAGGAGUUCAGUAGACGAUAUUGUUACCGAUUGUGUCCCAUGCCCUUCCCUUUUAAAGAGACUGAUAGAGAACUAGUCUUGCCUGUAUGUAAACAUGUCCCUAUAUAUUGUUAUUUUGUAUUUGUUGCUUUUAAAUAAAACGUCACGUAAUGUAUUGUAA